AUGCAUUGGUACGACAGUGUGUACGAGGCAUGCAAACACUGCAACGGAUAUACUGCACCCGAAGCGCUCUAUGGACCUGAAAGGAUUAUAGCGAAUGGAUGUGAAUUGCAACAUAAAACGUUUUCAUUCGUUGAUUAUCGUUCGGGAAGAGAAGUUCGCUUAUAUGGUAUUAUAGACCGAUACACGCCAGGUGCAGACGCUGAUGAACUGGUAAAUCAGCUUGUUACUGAUUUACUACCUUUCGAUCGUACAACCGACCACAUAUUGAACAACAAUCCCAGCGAUCGACAGAUAUAUUGUUUGUUGGAUGGAGUAUUACGCAAGGUUUUUAAAGUCGAUUUAAAUAACGGCAAUGUAAACACACCCUUAUAUUAUGGAAACGACUCACAGGGAUCACCUGGAUCUUCUGGAAGCAUGCAUGGGAGCAAUGGCACCGUACAAAUAAAUGGAAAUUUUGUAGUACCAAAUAAUGGAAUUAAUUUGUCAAACACGGUAAUAUCGAAUCAACCAAUUACUGAAGUAGUAGCUCAGAAGUUGUCUGUGAUGCAGUUCCUUAAUUUUUAUAAGGAUAUCAUUGAACGAGUAGAUGAAGCGGCGAAUGCAGACGAGAAAAGACACAUGAAUUCGGUGGCUAAUAUAAAUCAAGUUAAUCUGAUAACUCCUCCAUUUAAUCCGUAUAACAUGACACCAAUGGCACCAAUGGCACCACUACAACCGCUAGCACCAUUACCACCACUAGCACCACCAGUGCCACAGUUUCCAUAUCCGCUGGGAAAUCCCUAUCCUCAUGUUGAAGUAACUUCAAAUAACAAUUUCAUGUACUGCCAACCUCCUCCAGUGUAUCCACCAAGAAGAAAAGGUAGUGCGACUAGUAGAAAAUUUAUAGCUCGCAAUACAACUUUACCACCUAUUAUGGAAUCAUCUGAAAGAUGGUGGACUGAUGAGGGUGAGUGUCUGACACAUCUUAAUCAACAGCAGAAUCUUAACCUUCCGGGAAAUGCAAUUAUGCCGCAAUCAAUUCCUCAGCCAAUUCCGCCAUUCCAGUUAACUUCUGCGACACCUCCUAUAGAAGUUGCUCGCAGUAGUAAUGACGACCAAUUUCUCCAUGAAAUUGAGAGAGUGGCUACUGAUCUAGGUUUUAUCGAGAACUAUGUUUUCAAAGAACGCGGUGAAACACCAAGUGUUAAAAGUGAGGAUAAAGGUACCAUCGUUGAUUCUUUAAAUUGCGGUGAUACAUUUUCCCCAUUUACGGCAGCAGCAAUCGUCUUUAUUUUUGGUGACAAAAUGUUCGUUGGCAGUAUUGGUGAUUCGAGGGUUAUUUUGAUGCGCCAAAAAUGCCAUUAUUUGGAUGUAAUGUAUUUGAAUGAGCCACCGCUUGCUUGGUAUCCUAUUGCAGCGGCAAAAAAUGCAUGUUUCAAAGGCAAACAUUACAUUUUAUUCCAAGAACCGAUCAUUCGUGGUGGAUUUCUGAUUAAUGAUUAUUCAAUUUUUCUUUUGAUGUUCAACGAAGGUGUCGUUACGAACAUGUUAAAUUUGAAUGACCGUCACCGAACUUCCAAUGAAAUAAAUCGAACCGCUGUCCAAAUGGUCAUUAAAAUUCUUGCAAAGUAUCCUUCAGGAGAUAUCGCACAAAAAUUUGUAGCACAUAUUAAGCACAGCUGCAAUCGAAAAUACAAGCCAAUCACUGUAUUAGGUGGAGUUAGACGAGAGGCGAUGUCAUUUCUGUAUGUGGACCUUCGACCACUAGUUGAAACAUUGAAAAAUGCAAAGGAAUACGAUAGUAAAGAAUAUGAUCAUAUUAUGAAGAUUUGUGAACCGCAGCUGAAUGUUUCGGAACCAAAAGUGGAAUCGCACCCAAAAUUGAAGGAAUAUUCAUCUCCGCUGGAAGUGGAUGAGGAAACUGUAAAGAAUGCUACAUCGAUGAACAAAGUAUAUGAUAUGUUUCAAGAAAUAUUUGAGCGUGAGGAACGUGAACGUCGAUUAAUGGAGAGUAUUUCCAACAUAAGUGAAGAUACAUGGCUGUUUCUGAGAAGUGAUCAGAAUUAA
This is a messenger RNA of Brugia pahangi, 2046 nucleotides long. NCBI's taxonomy places the organism in Eukaryota, Metazoa, Nematoda, Chromadorea, Rhabditida, Onchocercidae. The record is from the annotation of a GenBank genome assembly.